This is a messenger RNA of Drosophila albomicans, 2481 nucleotides long. RefSeq lists its product as uncharacterized. The coding region runs from base 953 to 2359 and encodes 468 amino acids. The transcript has 5 exons. The record is from RefSeq and is a predicted model, not a curated record. Lineage: Eukaryota; Metazoa; Arthropoda; Insecta; Diptera; Drosophilidae.
GUUACGCAUACGCCGAGUGUGACAAGCGCAGUUUUGUGACUGGCAUUAGCUUUUAACUUGACUCUUCGUUGUUGUCGUUUGUUGUAUGCAAAUUGGCUGGAACAGCAACAACAACAACAACAAGAGCGACGAGGCAGCAAAACUUGUGCCGUGACAGACAGAUCGAGAGCUGCGACCGAGGUUCAGGUUUGUAAAGUUUGCAUUGCAUUUGUCAGCUAGCUCAUUAGUGUGCCUGAUUGUUGUUGCUGUUACUGUUGCUGCAGCAUUAUUUAUUUGACAUUUUUAACACUUGGCUUACAGCUGACAGUUCAGCGCUUUUUCAGCCUUUUGCGCUAUUUACACACUUCCAGCCAUAUUUGCCAACAAGCGCAAAUUAGUUAACUGCAUUGAGUACAUUUUUUUAAAUUGUUGCUCUUCUUCUUCGCUUUUGUUGACUUUUGGCAUUAGCUGCCUCACUGACUGCCAGACUACGUCGUCUUCUAUAUAUUUGCAUAUUUGUCUCAGUUCGUGUGCUUGCAAAUAAUGGUUAACUUAAUGCAGAUUUAGCAUUAGUAAAUAUAAAUAUUUCCGUUGCAAGCUAAUAGGAAAAUAUUCGGAGAAAUUUCUUCAAUCGAUCAAACUUCAAAAUUAUUUGGAAUUUUGUUUAUAAUAAAUAAUACAGAAGAGAAUGAUUAAAGUGGAAAGUUGAAAGAUAUCAAUAAUUUAUUGAGGCCAAAACAACUUGACUUGUUUAAUCAAUUACUGAGAAUUUAGAUGACAACUUUUAGUUUGGACUUUUGUCAAUAGAAUAUGAAAAUAUCGAGUUGGCAAUGACAUAACUUUAUUAUGUCUACACUAAAUAUACGUGGAUGUCUUAUUAACUUAUGACCGUCCACAACAAAAUUGCAGUGAAUGUAGGCUUUAAAAGGAUUUAAGCAGGUGAUCGAUUCGAUCAGGACCCCGAGGGAACAGCAUGCAUUCCGACUAUAUCUAUAGAGGGUAUAGGAAGGCUCGUCGAAACUUCUCGCUAAAAACCUAUUUCUUGCUGCUUUUAUGGUGGAUUUUGGCUGCGGGACAGUGGGUGAUGGUGUGUUUGGUUAAAGAGAUUCAAGAUGCAUUCCGGGAUCAUUACUACAUAAGUCUGGUGGCCUUCUUUUUAUCAAUUUUUAUUUUUGCUCUGUUCCUCUUCAUCGAGAGGCUGCGCUACAAUGCAGUUCUGUCCAUCAUAAUUUCAUUUCUUAUUGUAGAGUUGCAAAUUGUUGCCCUCUUCAUGCUCGUCUCUCGUUCUUAUUGGGGAGAAAUGCUCCUGUACUUCGGGAUCUGUGUAGUAGCAAUAUUUAUCUUUGUGAUCAUCGGAUUGAUUGUACCAAGACAGAUCGAUUGCACGCUCCAUAUAGCUUUACUUUUUAUACUCGCCUUUCUCUUUCUUCUUAUCACCGUCUUCUUUCUUAUGCAUCAACUACUGGUCCCAGAGAUGUGGAAAGACAUUAAAAAACAUGGCUUUUAUCUGAUUCAGAUUCCAAUUACAAUCACCAUACUAUUAUUUGUCAUGUACCAUGCACAAACUAUUCAAGGAAGCCGAUUUGCGGAGAUGCGACUCAAUGAUUUCUUGCUGGCAUCGCUAAUUCUCUUUCAUGACUUUCUUAUCAUUUAUUGGCUGACAUUCUACUGGCAAUACAAGGAAAAACCCUUCACACCCGACAAAAUUUUACGAACAACGGCAGACUCAACCAGAAGAAGAAUUCUUGGAAAACAUACUGCUGCAAUACCCGGUGAUGCAGAGAAUACUAUGCAAACUGUCAUUGAAGUAACGGACGAUUAUUACGAUGCUACUAUUGUCACAUCCAGUAAAGCUAGUGAAGUCGAAUCUAGUAUUGAAGUAUCAAAGUCUACAGAUGUCGAUUAUUACUACGAUAUUGAAGUAUCAAAGUCUACUAUUGUCACAUCCAGUAAAGCUAGUGAAGUCGAAUCUAGUAUUGAAGUAUCAAAGUCUACAGAUGUCGAUUAUUACUUCGAUAUUAGGGAAGUCCCUUUAGCAAUGACAUACGAUUCUAGCGAUACUAUUUUUGGAAUAACCGGCGAUACUGGCGAUGAACCAUCAGAAUCCUUUGGUGAUGAAAGCAUAAUGUCCAAUAAUAAACCUGAAGUUAAGGUCCUGUAUGCUCCUCAGCACACAUCAGAACCACUAACAAUAACUUUUGACUUUAUGAAGGACGAUAUUGCAAGAGCAUCGAAGUCAAUGAUUCAAAGAAGCUGGGAUCGUAUAACAAAAGAUGAUAGUGACAUGUUUAUUAACAUUAAAAAGCCAACUGAUAAUCAUAUAUCUACUGAAGAGCUACGUCGCUAUAACGUUGAAGAAACUGAAAUCGAGUAUAUGUGACAAGUAUUUAUUUAUGAUUUACUUUUAGAAUUAAAAAAAGUAAUGAAUGUAAUGAUGUUUAAAAAAUUACCUUAUAUUAUAUAUGACAAUAUGACAAAAUUUAAAAUAUUCCAGAUACUUUU